Caenorhabditis briggsae is the source of this 639-nucleotide messenger RNA. The coding region runs from base 1 to 639 and encodes 212 amino acids. The transcript has a single exon. Lineage: Eukaryota; Metazoa; Nematoda; Chromadorea; Rhabditida; Rhabditidae. The record is from RefSeq and is a predicted model, not a curated record.
AUGCUUCCAUUUGUUGUGGACCGUGAUGAAAAUGGAGAGUACCCACCAAAGAUUUACUCAGACGAUGAAGUUGGAAGAUGUGAGAAGCGGGUUCAAGAGUAUGCUUCGUUCCUCAGAGACGACGUCCGGCAGUACUUCGAGCUGAUGAUUAGAGACCGUGGUACCUUCUCGCGUCUGACAGUCCCAUCUUGGUACACAAAGGCGUACAACCACCUGAAGUCCGAAAUGCACUACAUUGGAAAAGUGAACUAUCUUCUCGAAAUUCUCAGACACACUUUGCCAUGGUGGUUGAAGCACGAGAUCGGAGCCGAUGUAGAAUUCCCAGAAGUCGGACCAAAUGGAUUGUACAUCGAAGAGGAGCAAUCAUUCAAGAAUGAAAUCACCCUUUUCACAAUGGACAUCUGUCAGUAUGUCCACUGUUCAUACAAAUACGAAGUGGAAUUCAAGGAGCUUUUUCCAUCAGCAUACCACGUCACGAUGAGAGUUCUCGAGUCAAAGAUCGAAACCCAUGAUGACAUGGAAUUAUUCAAGUCGUUGCCCAGCAUAAUUCAAGGACAUCUGGAGGACAUCAUUGGAAAGGAUCAGAUCUACUCAGAGUUUGUGCAGCAUCAGUUGGACUUCAUAACAGAAAUACAGUAA